Molecule: messenger RNA, 570 nt
Organism: Bufo bufo (common toad)
Lineage: Eukaryota; Metazoa; Chordata; Amphibia; Anura; Bufonidae
Product: fucolectin-5-like
Exons: 3
Coding region: 1-570 (189 amino acids)
Source: RefSeq, a predicted model, not a curated record
AUGAUCACGGUGUCCAAAAAGCUGAUGGAGUGUGAAUCGCAGAUCUUGGUCUACCCCAUUUAUGUAAUGGAGAAAGUCGAGAGAAAUGUUGCACUGAACGCCACCGUCUGCCAGAGCUUGGUGUACACAGGAGGGAACCCGAAACUCGCAGUGGAUGGUGUCCGCAGAGGGUUCUUCUCUGCAGGCUUCUGUACACACACGGGAUACAACAAGCCAGCCUGGUGGAGGCUGGACCUGAAAAGACCCCACAAGAUUGGCAGGAUCCGCCUCGCCAGGACUGCUGCUCGGAUGCCGCCCUUGGGUGACUUUACGUACAGCAGUUACUACCACAUACAGGAAGGCGGAUGGUCGUGUAGACUCCAUGUAGCGUUUUGUGGUUUUGUCUCUCUUAGGUGCGCCACUGUCCAGGACAUCUCAAAAGAAAGCUACUGCUACUACAGUAUAGAGGGACGCUACGUCUCCAUCGUCAUGCCCAGCCGCAGCGAAUACCUGUUGCUGUGUGAGGCGGAGGUGUUUGGUGUCCCGCUUGUGGACGAUGCUCACGAUGGGAAUAAAGUCAAUGUUCCCUGA